UGAUAGGCAAACAAACAAAUCUAAUUUAGCCCCUUUCACACAAACACCACCUUUUCGUUUUCUGAAACCACGCCACGUGUAUUCUUACAAAAAAAAUUUCCAUUAAAAUAACUCCAUUUUUAUUGUCAUUGUUUUUUUAAAACUUUGUUAUUGUAAUUUUUCUAUCUAUGGAAAAAAAAAAAAUUAAAAACUUUCUCCUUUUCUUCUUGACCACGUCAGCACCCAAAAAAAUAAAAAAAAUAAAAAAUGAAAAAUCUGCAAUGCAAAGAAGGCCGUGGAGGGCCACCGUCCCCCCUCCUCCAAUCUUUCUUUUAUUGCCUUUAUUAUUAUUAUUAUUUUAAUACAUCGAUUCCUCUUUAGCUUCGUGUUCCUUAGCUAUCCGAUUCUUCUUCUUUUUUAUUCAUCUGGAAAAUUCUCUAAAAAAGCUUUUCUGUUUUUUCUUUAGCUUCCUCCAAGGAACUACGUCGUUUUUUUUGGUUAAGCUUAAUUUUGGGCUUUUGUCACUGAAAAAAACUGUGAGUUUUUUGGUCGGUUUGAAGUCAUCCGGAUCAGACGGGGACACGUUUCGUUGCAGCUCAAUUCGCUCAAAAAAUACAAAUACAACUCGGCUUCGCUGGCUUUUUUAACCGUCAAAUACACUUCAAAUUUCUUCGGGGAGGGAUAUUUUUCAUUUUUUAUUUUUAUUUUUUUGUGUUCUUCGGUUUGGCCGUCCGAUUAAGCAAUCUCGGAGCUCUGUCAUGGAAAAAUCGACGUUUUCCAAAGAUGGGUAUCUGAAUGGAGGUCAUCGUCCUUCUUUAUCUUCUACUUCUAUAAGAGAUGUUAGCUACAGCUGUGGCACCUGUGGAUAUGAGCUAAACCUAAGUUCCUCCAACCGGAAUACCUCAACAAUUGGAUCUAAAUAUGGCAAAUCUAUCAAGCGAGGGAUCAUAUCAUUCAUCUACAUCGACGAUAGCAGAUUUACUCAGGUUGAUGAAAUUCAAUGCAUACCUCAUUUCUCCAAGCACUCAUGGGGUUUGUUCCGCCGUAGGACUAAACUUCUUUGUCGCAAGUGUGGUAAUAAUAUUGGAAUUGCUUAUGAUGAUUAUACUUCAUCUUACGCCCUUGUGUCAGAUGGAUCAGAUUCAUGCUCGGGCAAUGAAGUUUCCAAACGCACAAAAUAUGAUAUCAAAAUUCGUGGUCUACAGCCAUUGUCCUCUGAAGAAUCUGGGAUUCCAAUUAUAGCAUGACAUACUAGAGCAAGGCUGUAAUGUGUGUCUGUUCACUAGUGGACCAUCAUCAACAACCAGGUAUUAUUGCUUGCAAGUCUAGUUUUGGAAAGGUGUUUAUUCUUUUUUGCCUUCUGAUUUGUUAUGUGCUUGUCGCUUUUUAUUUAGAAUAUAAUUUGUACAUAACAGUAUAAGUACUGAAAGGAAAGUUGUUGGUGUGGAA
This is a messenger RNA of Ziziphus jujuba (common jujube), 1428 nucleotides long. RefSeq lists its product as uncharacterized. The record is from RefSeq and is a predicted model, not a curated record. Lineage: Eukaryota; Viridiplantae; Streptophyta; Magnoliopsida; Rosales; Rhamnaceae. Bases 738 to 1226 code for a protein of 162 amino acids. The transcript is spliced from 2 exons.